This is a messenger RNA of Neurospora tetraspora, 3740 nucleotides long. RefSeq lists its product as uncharacterized. Gene Ontology annotation, cellular component: nucleus. The record is from RefSeq and is a predicted model, not a curated record. Gene Ontology annotation, biological process: DNA-templated transcription; regulation of DNA-templated transcription. Gene Ontology annotation, molecular function: DNA-binding transcription factor activity, RNA polymerase II-specific; transcription cis-regulatory region binding; zinc ion binding. NCBI's taxonomy places the organism in Eukaryota, Fungi, Ascomycota, Sordariomycetes, Sordariales, Sordariaceae. The transcript is spliced from 5 exons. The coding region runs from base 410 to 3559 and encodes 1049 amino acids.
CUGACUGAAUCGCUAAAAGACUCAGCCAUGAACUCAUUCACAGACCGCCAAAUAUCACGAAUCACCUUUAAAGAAUCAUAGGCGUCACCAGUCGGUGCGAGUUGUUUGCAUUGGAAAGUCGCUGUUAGUGGUAGGGAAUCGGACAUUCAGUAUUGCACCGUAAACUCCGGUCAUACUUUCAUGGACCAAUGAUAUCAGUCGUUGUCUCCGAAAAAGGAAAAGCGGGUGGGUCCUGACACGGAGAAAGGGCGUUGUUAAAAUCUCCGGUCAUCGUCCACUGUGACCCUCACUCGCUCUUCCAUGUUUCUGAUUGACAUUCCAGUCUGUCAUCAUUUUUUUCAAUCGAUUAUCCCCUAUCUGAAAGCCAUGUAACACAUCUUUUGAGUCUCUUACUCACAAAUUUACGACAAUGGAGCAAGUUGGGCGAGAAACAACUCCAACGGCAACGACGCACGGAGUUGGCGGUGGAGGAGGACGGAGUGGUUCAUUAGCAUCGGAGAGCGCGCCGUCCAACACGAAUGCGAACUCGCAUCCGACAAACGCCAAAUGGGGAAAUGCCUGUGCCCAGUGUGCGGCCGCGAAAGCAAAGUGUUCACGACAAUCUGAUGCUCCUGGGACAAAGUGCGGUAGGUGUGAACGUUUGGGUAAAGAUUGCACAAACCAGGUGCACCGCCCGAGGAAGAAGAGAGCUGUUCGACCAUCAAAGACUGCUCAGCUGGAACAACGGCUCAAUGGACUUGUCGACCUCCUCAAGGCAUCUGGGGAUUUGCGAGGCAUCCCCAUCGCAGAUAGUGUGGCCUCUCAAGAGGUCAUGUCCGCCUAUGAUAGUGUCUCAUGCAUAGCCCGAGAUCACGACCUGCAGAUUGCCGUUGGUGCUCCUCAAGCAUCCGGCUCCGGGAAGAGGCGAGCAAGUCUCACUCCCUUGGAAGAUGAUCGUCAUGGCACCAGCGAGGGUGGCUAUUCCGACGAUGAAAGUCAUAGUGACAGCUCAGAACUUCUGGGUGACGGGCCCAUCCAUGUGCCAAAACACUACAACUCUUACGCACCAUCCGGGUGUAUGUGCAGAGCACGCGGCGAGAUUCGAGGUCCGUCAGAGUCAGAUGAGACCAUCCUCACCAUCUACCAGACUCAUCUCAGCCCGCUCUUUCCAUUCGUCAUCAUCCCUGUUGGUACAACCGUCCAAGAGCUUGAGCAGUCUCGUCCAUUUCUCUUCUCGGCCAUUCGGAUGGUGACCACGCUUACGAGCAUGCGGUCGAUGAGAGCUCAGAUGUAUCGGCUAGUCCGACAUGUCUCAGAACGCAUGCUCUUGCGGUCAGAGAGGUCACUGGAUCUGCUACAAGGCAUUCUCGUCAUGAUCGGCUGGUAUCAGUACCAUUGUCUGAUGCAUGCCCAGUUGAACAACCUCAUACACCUGGCCGCAAGUCUUGUUUCCGACCUGGGGCUGAACCGGGAUCCGAAGGUGCAAGAGAGGAUAAGCGUCAUGGUACUGUACCCCGACGAUCCCAAGCCACGGACAAAUGAGGAACGAAGAGCUCUUUUGGGCUUGUGGUAUAUGGCUUCAACUAUAUCCGUUGCGUUCGGAAAACUCGAGUCCAUUAGAUACUCGCCAUACAUCCAGCAGUGUCUGAAUGAGCUGCAAGAGUCAAAGGAGUACGAAACAGAUGGGAUACUGGUCCACAUGGUCCAGUUACAGCAUCUGAUGGAGAAGAUCGCCCAAGUCAACUCCAAAACAGAAUCCCCGGAAUCCGUUGGAGGGAUUGCUAGGGCUCCAGUUGCGGCUUACAUGUCGACGUUCCAGAGUGAGCUUGACAAGAUAUGUGGUUCGCUCAAUAAGAGUCAAAAGAACAAUAAAUAUCUCAUGGUGUAUGUACAUUCGGCCAAGAUGCGUCUCUGCGAGCCUCCAGUCAUCGAUGCAUCCUUACUGGCCAGGUUCUACAAAGACCUCACUGCGCUUGACGACAACACUCCGUCGGCUCUUGAUCUCUUUUACCGGGUAAGCAGUGGGGUACGAGAGUGGUUCGACCAUUGGUUUGCUGUACCCGUAUCAACAUACUUUUACCUACCGGUCUCCAUCACUUGUCAGAUCGUUUACGCCGUAUCGAUGCUUGCUCGCUGGUCCAAGAUCGUCUCCCCCAUCAAGCCAUUACCUUCAUCACAAAACAAGAACACCAUAUCCACGACGUCCCAGCCCCAGCAACCCAUCACCACCGCAGCAUCUUACUGUUCGACACCUACCUCAACACCUGCCUUCGUACCUACGCCCUCCCCUCACCACAGCCGAUCAUGCGUGUGCAACUACGGCGCCGGCCCACCGCCGGACUUCUCACAACGACCACCCGCCACAUCCUCAACCAUCAGCACCCCCGCCCCUGCCACUCCCUGUCCCGGCCCCGUCUGCUCCCGCGCCACCUCCACCGAGCCCACGUCCACAACCACCCCUAACACCACCAUCACCACCACCGAUCAACAAACAGCCUCUAAUCUUCCCUCAAAAAACAACAAAAACAACCCCCUCUCCUCCGUCCGCUGGCGCGAAACCACCGACCCCCAACUUCCCCACAUCGUCGCCAUGCUCCAAGAACAGCUCAACUCCCAGCCCGGUCUGAGGAUUGACAUCACCGAGACCAUGGCCCAGCUCGGCGCCCGCUUCCAGCAGGCCGGCGACGACAUGAAGGAGGCGAGCGGCGGCGAGCCGGAUAGCAACAUGUGGGAGGUCAGUGCGAAGGGGUUGGUCAUGACCAAGGCUAAGUUGGAGAGGUUUGCGGAGUUUGUCGCUCAGGGGGGAAAGCUUCUUGAUGAUCAGGGGAAGGAAGAGGGGGAGGGAGUUGGAGUUGGAGGGGGAGGAGGGGGGGAUGAUGUUGCUUGUUUGCCACCGGGGACGCGGACGGGGACGGGGGCUGGGAUGGGAGGUGGUGGAGAUGGGGGGAGCAGGAGGGCAGCGAGCAGUUUUCCUUAUCAAGAAGGAGGAGGAGGAGCAGCGGGAGGUGGUGGAGUAGGAAGUGCAGGUGCAGGAGGAGGGGUUGAAGCUGGGCGUACCUCGGCGUCUUCUGGCUCUGGAUCUGGAGAGAGAUAUGCCCAGCAGUCCGCUUUAACGAGAAGAGGAGGAGGAAGAGGAACAGGAGAUAUUGUAACAAGCAGCCGCGGCCGCGGCAAUACUACUGCUACACAGUCACAGUCACAGUCACAACCGUGGCUGGCCGGUCUAAGCCAAGUACAAGCACAAGGACAAGGACAAAGCAUGGGGGCACCACCAAUACCGCAGCAACAUCAACAACCUUCUUUCCAAGGGUCCUCCUAUGCAGGAGCAACAUCAGGGCACAAUAUGAAUGGUGCGAGUAUCCAUCAUAGCCUGGGCGCUGCUACGGCCGCGGGGGUCCAUGGCGGGGAUGCCGGAUAUCCCUCCGCUAUGGUAGGGGCGACAGGAGGGGGGGUAGGAGGGGCAGGAGGAGGAUGGCAAUGCAACAAUCUACUUGCCACGGAGUUCAUGGAUCAACUGGCUCCUUGGCUUUGGUACUACGGCGUUGGAGACUGGCCGGGGGCAGGACCGGGUGGGGUAUAAGCCGUGUAUUGUAGGUAUGGGUAUGGGUAUAGGUAAUGAAUAGUAUGGGGGUAUGGUUCAAGGGCAGGUAUGUAUAGGAGAAAGAACAACAUCCAGCCUCCCCAUUCCGGAAGGACUUGCGCGGGUAGCAUACACAUACACAUAUACAUACAGCCCAGGGCUUAUUGUGUUUACUGCAUAG